AAAGCGGCGGGCGGGGCCGUUCCCGCGACGCAUGCGCGUAAUCUUAAAGUUUUUGCCGACUUUGGGGCGAAUCUGAAACAAACGGUUGCAUUGUUGGUCAGAUUGGAUUUUAACUGUCUAGAGCACAGAUCUGGUGGAUUCUCUCUGCUCGUUUGGAUCCACGUAUUCCGAUCAUCUCCUACACCUAGUGUCUAACGGGGGCAAAGUUGGAGCAGUGAGGACCAGACGAACAGGAUGGAUGACAUUUUUACCCAGUGCCGGGAAGGCAACGCAGUUGCAGUUCGGCUCUGGCUGGACAACACUGAAAAUGACUUGAACCAGGGAGAUGACCAUGGCUUCAGUCCUCUCCACUGGGCCUGCCGUGAGGGACGAUCCAAUGUUGUUGACAUGUUGAUAAUGCGCGGAGCUCGGAUCAACGUGAUGAAUCGAGGUGAUGAUACACCACUUCACCUUGCUGCCAGCCAUGGACACCGCGACAUUGUACAGAAGCUUAUCCAGUGCAAAGCAGAUGUCAGCGCAGUGAAUGAACAUGGAAACACACCACUGCACUACGCUUGUUUCUGGGGUCAUGAUAAGGUGGCCGAGGAUCUGGUGCUCAAUGGAGCCCUUGUUAGCAUCUGCAGUAAGUAUGGAGAGACCCCAUUGGACAAAGGAAAGGCGCACUUACGGGAGAUACUGAAGGAACAUGCAGAGAAGCUGGGCCAGAGUCUGACAAAAGUACCCUACAAGGACACUUUCUGGAAAGGGACAACUCGCACUCGCCCCCGAAAUGGAACAUUGAAUAAACACGCUGGCAUUGACUUCAAGCAGCUGACCCUGAAUCAUAAAAUCAAUGAGAACCACUCUGGAGAGCUAUGGAAAGGCAGGUGGCAGGGGAACGACAUUGUCAUCAAAGUCCUGAAAGUGCGUGAUUGGACCACACGCAAAAGCCGUGACUUCAACGAGGAGUAUCCAAAGCUCAGGAUAUUCUCCCACCCCAAUGUGCUGCCUGUACUUGGAGCUUGCCAGUCACCACCCGCCCCACAUCCCAUCAUCAUCACACAUUGGAUGCCUUAUGGGUCUCUGUACAACGUCCUGCACGAGGGAACAAAUUUUGUGGUGGACCAGACUCAGGCGGUGAAGUUUGCACUGGAUAUUGCCCGUGGAUUAGCCUUUCUCCACACCCUCGAGCCUCUCAUCCCAAGGCAUUAUGUCAACAGCAAGAGCAUCAUGAUUGAUGAGGAUAUGACUGCUCGAAUCAGCAUGGCUGACGUCAAGUUCUCCUUCCAGUGUCCUGGAAGAAUGUAUGCUCCUGCCUGGGUGGCUCCAGAAGCUCUUCAGAAGAAGCCAGAAGAGAUUAACCGGCGGUCUGCAGAUAUGUGGAGCUUUGCAAUUCUCCUGUGGGAGCUGGUGACUCGGGAAGUGCCCUUCGCGGAUCUCUCCAAUAUGGAGAUCGGAAUGAAGGUUUCUCUGGAAGGUCUGCGACCCACCAUCCCCCCAGGAAUCUCCCCCCACAUCUGCAAGCUGAUGAAAAUCUGCAUGAAUGAGGAUCCAGCAAAAAGACCAAAGUUUGACAUGAUUGUUCCUAUAAUGGAGAAGAUGCAGGACAAGUAGACAGGGGUUUGGAAAGCUUUCCCUCUGUAAAUCCCUUCCUGUCAGCCUUACAGCUUCCUGUAACCACACACAGCGUUCACAGGACUAUCCUGCCUCAAGGACUCCCAUUGCUUCUGGAUCUGACUUGAGUUUCAGAAACCCGUUCCUGUCUCCCUUUGUUUACGGUGUGUGUCUUUGCGGCAUUGUCUCUCCCUGUUUUAUAUUUUUGAGAAUUCUGUUCACUCGUGGAAAUACAAGGCCUUCACUUUCAUUCAGUCUAACAAAGGGGAGAGGAAUAAUUAGCCAGGAUUCUUGCUCCGAAUCACUGACUAGUAAUUCCCCAAGCUAGAGAUAGAUGGGAAAUCAGCCAGGAUCCCAGUUGAGACGGGGGCGCGGGAAGGUGGCAGAAUAUUAGCCAGGGUCCGGCUGCUGAUUCCUGUCCAGUUCUUGCCCCUGGAAAAUAGCAGUAUCUGUGCAACUGGUUCAGGGACACUUCUCUGUCUGUCUGUGGUUAUCUAGGGUGUUGUGGAAUACCACCCUGGCUCCUGUUUUCAUCAUCGCUAAAGAACAAUACUGUAAAAGGUCAGGUCCAAUUGUUUGUUUUGUAAUUCACUGCAGUUUCCUAACCUGGAUCUGCUCACAGCUCUUACCUGUUUACAGGAAGUGGGUCUCUUGCAGCAUUGCCCGUACCUGUUUUCUCUCGCUAUCGACAUCAUCAACCUCCUGGCUCCCAGCCAGCCUUUGGUUGCAACCAGUCUCCCCUCUUGGGCUGAAUGUGACCCACAUUCCAGAGGGUGAAAGGAUAGCCAUGGUGCUCGUCUGUGUGAUCCCUGUUCCUUGGCCCUUGCUGUUUGUGUCCCAUUCUCGCUAUGGAAAAUGUGAAGACCUUGUGCUCCAAGCUGUCACCUGUGUAACGGUCAAUCUUCACUAAUCUGUCUCCUUGCUGUUGCUACCUCCUGGCUCUUGAACCCAUUAACUCGGAAUCUUUUGCCAGGCAACUUUACUCAAAUGGAACUUGCUAACCGUUUAUAUAAUUUAUAUAACACUUGUAUUUUUGGUUUCUUCCAACAAGUCACUGCUGUUUUAUUGAAAAAUAACUUUAUGGAUUUUGCAUUAAAGAGAGACGGAUUUCCAAUUUA
Molecule: messenger RNA, 2711 nt
Organism: Hemiscyllium ocellatum (epaulette shark)
Lineage: Eukaryota; Metazoa; Chordata; Chondrichthyes; Orectolobiformes; Hemiscylliidae
Gene: ilk
Product: integrin-linked kinase
Exons: 13
Coding region: 235-1593 (452 amino acids)
Biological process (GO): protein phosphorylation; cell-matrix adhesion; substrate adhesion-dependent cell spreading
Cellular component (GO): focal adhesion; stress fiber
Molecular function (GO): ATP binding; protein binding; protein kinase activity
Source: RefSeq, a predicted model, not a curated record